AUGGUGGCGGGUGCAGAGUCCGAGAAGAGAUUCAGAGUGAACAGCUUUGUGUCAGACUUCGGAAGACCUCUGGAGCCAGAUAAAGUAUUUUCUCGACAGGGCAACGAGGAAUCCAGGUCUCUCUUUCACUGCUACACCAAUGAUGUGAAACGCUUGGACAAGGCUGACGCCUGUCACCAGGCUACGGCCCCCAGCAGCAGUGUGCAGCUCCGGGAGGUCCGCAGGGGCCGCGGGCAGCUGGAGGAGGGGCUGGACAGGCUCAGGGACUUCGACAUCCCCAACCCCAACUUUGUGAACACGGACCAGAGCUCCCCCUUUGGAGAGGAUGAGCUUCUGAUUUCAGAACCAUCUAUCGUUCUAGAAAAUAAGCCUGUUUCCCAGGCCUCAGACAAGGACCUGGAUUGAGAAAAAUGCUCUGUAAAGUGUUUUCCUGAUGAUGUUGGGUCGUUGUGUAGCAAGAAAGCUCUCACCAAAAUUGUGCGUGGGGGUGUGUGAGAGACAAAGAGACGGGACAGAGAGACAGAAGGCCCCCUCCGAGCUGAUCAAGCUGAGUUUUUAUGCCUUUAAACACAUUGGGGCCUCUUUGGGGAAUACCGUAUUUACACCAUCUCACCCUCCUUGCUGAAAGCUUGGCCGCAUGCUCAGCGUCAGCGUUCCUGGACGGGGGCCAGCGCGCUGCGCACCAUUCUGGCCCUGCCCCCAGAGUGCUCCACCUUGAGCAAACUGCUUUACCUCUCCGGCUGCCACAGCUUUAACCGUGAGGUGAAGGGUCUGGAGCAGAGGAUGCAUCCCAGCUCUAAUCAUUCAUGAAUUUGUGACUGCCUCUAGACAAGGCUGGGAUACACCUAAGGCAGUGUACACUAAGGCACCGCCUCCUAGCUCUGGUUAUAGGAUCCCCUAUGUCUCUGCCUUAACCUGCCCCAACUUUUGUCAGGGGCCUGAGCGUCUACCAGGAUGUCAGGAGACGUGUCCCACACAGCCACUGUGGCCGGCAUUUGCUUCGGCUCUGCUGGAAGAGCUCUUCUGGGAGCCUCUGGCCACCCCUACUCAGACCUGGGGACAGCUCUGGCACGCCUCCCCUAGAAUCAUUACCCAUCUGGGGCAUAUCACACAGCACUCCCAUCCCCAGGAAGGGCAGGGGAGGCUGUCUGCUGGGUGAGGGAGGUGCCGUCUGUGUCUGUGCUGGUGUAUCUGUGUCUGCUCACACUGCUCUGCCACUGGCUGCUGAGCAAGACAAGUGCCAUUUGCCAUACUCUCUAUUUCCUUGGUAAAUGUGUAGGUCAUAGCCAUGAGGCUAGUGUGUGGGCUUUGAGCUGAGAUGGUGAAUGGGUCAUAAGUACACCGCCAACGAUAUUCAAGGUGGCCUGGUGCAACACAGUUAAUUUCAUGAAGAAAUCAAACCUACAUGAUGAUAUUGGAAACGACUUGAUUUUGCACACACAGUCAGUUGUGUGCCUGGCCUGAUGCUAAUCUCUGGGUGGCAUUUUCAUUAUAAAUUUGUUUACCACCUGUCUUGCUUAAGCAAAAAAAAUAA
Molecule: messenger RNA, 1534 nt
Organism: Manis pentadactyla (Chinese pangolin)
Lineage: Eukaryota; Metazoa; Chordata; Mammalia; Pholidota; Manidae
Product: melanocortin-2 receptor accessory protein 2-like
Exons: 2
Coding region: 1-405 (134 amino acids)
Biological process (GO): protein localization to plasma membrane; regulation of adenylate cyclase-activating G protein-coupled receptor signaling pathway
Cellular component (GO): plasma membrane; endoplasmic reticulum
Molecular function (GO): corticotropin hormone receptor binding; type 1 melanocortin receptor binding; signaling receptor regulator activity
Source: RefSeq, a predicted model, not a curated record